GUUUCUACGAGCCUGCAGUGAACAGCAGCGCUUCAUACAAAACCAACAAAAGCGCUUAAAAAACGAGUUAAACUACAUAGUCUACUGUUUGUGUGGUUGAUUUUCUGUUUGUUGCGGAAGAAAAUGCGUAACAGAAGCUCCCGGAAUUCUGCUUUGAAUCAGUCCAGUUCUACUGACGUCCAGUCGGGCUGUACCACUGCGACCGGCGGUGUGGGCUGUUUGUCCAAGGCAGCACUGCAAGGUCUGCGGUCUGAAUGCGCUGCGGUGUGGUUCGACCGUGUCGUGUACGAGCGAGCUGAAAGCGCCUACCACGUCCGACUAUUGGAGCGCCAAAAUGGCACGGUGGCUCCUUCCUCCCGAAACCAAGAAACCUGUCACCAUGGAGACCAAGAGGCUUGUCAUCAUGUCGUUCAGGCUGUAUGGGUAAAUAAAUCCAACUUUGACAAAACUGAGAGUCAGUUCCUGGGGCACCAACCCGUUGCUCCAGCAUCACUCCCACUGCAGCCCGGCAGUUCCCAGAUUAUGUGCGAUGAGGGCUAUCAAUCACAAACACCGACUCCUCCCACACCUGCUUCAAAACCUAUCAAUGGCCUUCCUUGCAUGUCAUCACCCCAAAUGGGGGUGUGGCUACAGAAGCCGCUUUAUGAUAGAGCAGAGGCGACUUAUUAUCAGAACCUGUACGGUCGUAACGUGCCACCCGAAAACCCGGAAAGCAACAAUAAACGAUCCAAUUCCAAACGCCGCAACGGUGCUGCCGCUAAGAAAACUAAGCCUGUUGUUCCUGACCAGAGGAAUCGUGAUGAUAUCACCACCACUAAAGGAAAGAGGCGUAAACAAGAUCAUGGUUGCUAUGCGGAGGCGGAGACUCGGUUCAACGAAGGAGCUGCGGCCAGAACCGUCAAAACGUCUAGAAAUCAUUCUAACCAAUCUCAGAAAAUGUCUGCAGUUGACUGUUUUGCGCAGGAGAGGAUCUGGUUCGAUAAGCCGCGUUACGAUGAAGCGGAGCGUCUGUUUUACGAGAGGGUCAACGGACCUACACAGCCCAAACAGGACACUGCUGGAGCUAACAGUAUUCUUCAGGACAUCGCUAGAGCUCGAGAGAACAUUCAGAAAUCUCUCGCUGGGCUGAAGACAACUUUGCAGCCAAGUAGAGGCUCCUCCCAUAUAAAAUCAAACCCCUCCCACAGCUCCUCACCUAGCGGAGGUCCCAGCAAUGCUGAUUAUGGAGAACUUGUAGCCCGAAUGCAGAGUUUGGAAGUAGAGAACCAGAGCCUUCACAAAGUUGUGGAGGAUCUGCGUUCUGCUCUCAGUAAAAUGGAGAGUCGCGUCUCUGCGCUGGAGAAAAGAACCACAACACCUGUCGUUAAUGGAACCGCUGCUGUUCACAAAUCCACUCCACCCUCACAGAAACCUGUGUCUGCACCGGCAAAGGAGGAAGAAGAUGAGGACGAUGAUGACGUUGAUCUGUUCGGCAGUGACGAUGAGGUCGAUGAAGAGGCCGAGAGGCUGAAAGAACAGCGGCUGCAGGAAUACGCAGCUAAAAAGUCCAAAAAACCCGCCCUCAUCGCUAAAUCUUCCAUCCUACUGGACGUUAAACCUUGGGACGAUGAGACGGACAUGGGUAAGCUGGAGGAGUGUGUGCGUUCGGUGCAGGUGGACGGGCUGCUGUGGGGAGCGUCUAAACUCGUUCCUGUCGGUUACGGCAUCAAAAAACUCCAGAUCAACUGCGUCGUGGAGGACGAUAAAGUCGGCACAGACUUCCUAGAGGAGGAAAUCACUAAGUUCGAGGACUACGUUCAAAGUGUGGAUGUUGCAGCUUUCAACAAGAUCUAAAAAACAAACACGCGACCAUCACACACUACUGCUGCUGGUUUAAUAUCAGAUCAUUAGAAACCUCUGGAUAGGUGUUAGUUGUCUUGCGUUUGGUCUUUAUGUAAUCUGCAUUCAUCACACAUUAUUAAAUCAUGACAUCUGCCUCCUCUGUGACCAGAAUUACAAAUGACGUUUGUGCGCCCCGGGUCCAUUUCUUUUAGACUUGCAAUAUGUCCUAACCUGCAGACAUGAUGUGUAAUUUGUGUUGUUGCAUGCUCACAGUCACACUUAUUUUCCUGUAAUGUUUUUUUCAUAUCUUGUCUCAGAAUAAAUGGCUACCUAAAAA
Molecule: messenger RNA, 2158 nt
Organism: Misgurnus anguillicaudatus (oriental weatherfish)
Lineage: Eukaryota; Metazoa; Chordata; Actinopteri; Cypriniformes; Cobitidae
Gene: eef1db
Product: eukaryotic translation elongation factor 1 delta b (guanine nucleotide exchange protein)
Biological process (GO): translational elongation
Cellular component (GO): cytosol; eukaryotic translation elongation factor 1 complex
Molecular function (GO): guanyl-nucleotide exchange factor activity; translation elongation factor activity
Source: RefSeq, a predicted model, not a curated record